GUUGUACAACUGGACCCGCCACCUACACUGCCGCGCACAGGGCUGCGGGCACCGUCACGCCGACCUCCGUAUCGUGAAGCCUGCUGGGCCUUACUGUGUUAUGUGGUCCUGACGGAGAUGUUCCAUACGUCCCUGCAUAAAAGUCUGCGCACUUGGACAAUAUGACUCGCUCGCCAGCAGCCGCUGUCGCCACUUUGAAAGUCCCAAACCCGCAACCACCCGGACAACCAAUUCCGCGUUCUUCUGCAAGGCGCAGCGACCGCAUCAGACAGCUAUGGAGAGCAUACUAUUAGCUUUAAGAGCGCAAUGACGAGUCUCGCCGGCGACACGACGGCUGGACUCGCAUCGGGUUUGCGAAGCGACUUUUCCCCUGCUACUUCGUCGAUGGUUCCAGUCUAAAUUUCCUUCGAGUAAUAUAAGUGCUUAUAUACUUCUGCAUCAGACCAUACUGACGAAGCAGGAUAUAGGGAAAGAAUGCUGCUCUCGAGGCAAGCCCUUUCAUCGUCGCGCGUUGCCCCGGCUCGACGGACGUCUGCAAUUGUAAGGUCCAAGCAGCAAUGCGUCGUCGCGGCGCGCCAAGUGGCACGGCCUGCGGCGCCGCGCAACUCGGCACCCUCGCCGGGCCCGCUAGAUGAUGGCUCCAACUUGGUACUGCCAACGUUCCAAGAGCUUUUCCCAACCAAGUUCAUGGUGACCUGCGAGGACCGCACAGCGGAGUUGGAUCCGAAGGCACAGCGCGUGGUGUGCUGCUGUGCCGAGUGUGAGGAGAAGCAGCCCGACUUCGCCCAACGCGUGCCCAUGACCUUCUCUGCAUGGGAGAAGCACUGCGGCUCCAAGAACAAGAAGUGGCACACGAGCCUGAAGGUCGUGCCUGGGUCGGGGCUGGAGGCGGUGCCGGCUGACAACAGGCCGGUGUCCAUCUGUGCCUGGCUGGCGGGGAAGAAGCUCAAGGUGGGCAAGUUCGCCCGCGCCGGCAUCGUGGGUCGGCUGCAAGGGCCUGGUGCUGUUGUGCUUUUUCGUGUUGCUUGGCGGCGUGGUUCGUGUCGGCGGUGUAUCCUGCUUCGAUGAUGUGGAUGGUGUCGUGUUCGCUGGGCAGCACGACAAAGUCUGGGUUUAGGGCUGCGGCGAGGGAGAUGGAAGGAAUUAGUAGGAUGUCGGGGCGGUAGUGUAGGUGGCGUCCUGCUGGUUUGCCCUCCUGGUCGGGGAGCAGCCAUGGCGGCAAGCGGUUGUCAGCCGCGUAGUCUGGCAGAUCGGCUUUAGACGUGGCGUCCAUUACCAUGUAGCAGCCGCCGCAGUCACCGCGGGAGAUGGCUCGUGCGAUGGCCUGGACUGCAAUGUUGUGUCGUUUAAUGUACAUUGCACGGAGUUGGGGGUUGUGGCAGCCUCCCAGUAUGUGGCCGCCGGAGUCGGGUCCGCGGCAGAGUGGGCAUGGGGCGGGGGUAUCGGGGCCAGCGCGGGGGGCUCGGCGGCCUGUAACUGUGCGGCCGAAGCGGGCUGCGAGUUUGUUGUUCCACAGUUGCCCGUAUAAGUAGUCCAUGCAGCGUUUGGCCUUGCGGUGUCGGCCUGAUUGCAGGUUCAGGGUUCGGGUGCUGGAUUUGAUAUCCAGGUCUGGGAUGGCGUUGGCUACGAAACCAGUGUAGAGGGUUUCGCGGGUGUGGCCUUGGGCGAUGUGCGGGGCUGCGAGCGUGGCGAUGCCGCGGUUGAGGUCAUGCGCGUAGUGUCCUUCGUUCU
Chlamydomonas reinhardtii is the source of this 1731-nucleotide messenger RNA. RefSeq lists its product as uncharacterized. The transcript is spliced from 5 exons. Bases 475 to 1068 code for a protein of 197 amino acids. NCBI's taxonomy places the organism in Eukaryota, Viridiplantae, Chlorophyta, Chlorophyceae, Chlamydomonadales, Chlamydomonadaceae. The record is from RefSeq and is a predicted model, not a curated record.